Molecule: messenger RNA, 5803 nt
Organism: Podarcis lilfordi (Lilford's wall lizard)
Lineage: Eukaryota; Metazoa; Chordata; Lepidosauria; Squamata; Lacertidae
Source: the annotation of a GenBank genome assembly
ACAGAUGGAAUUGGAUGGAUGCUACCACAAUGUCAGGACCAGGAAAUCUACAUUUUGGUAAAUACUCGGAAGCACACUGACUUGUGGAUGGCACCCCCAAAAUGCAUGUCCUUAUCUUAACAGCUAUUGAACAUGCUGGCUUUAAAGAAUCUGUUUUGGGAUUGUUGUUUUUACAUACGCUUCCUCUGGAGUUAACAUUAGGGAUGAGUAAAAUGAUUAUUUCUCCCUUCCUGAUACUUUAGGAACAUCACACAAUGAAUUCUGUCAUUGUCCUCUAUUUUAAGUGUGCAAAUCACUAAAGAAACUUGCUGCAUGUGUUUCAAUUACUUGAAUCCCUUUCCAAUACACAUUUCCCAAUCCCAGCUGAUGCUGGAAGGAGAAAUUCAUCCUCUUUGCACUUGACAGCUACCGCAGCACUCAGAGGGGAAAGCAGGAAGUUACAAUGACCUCUCUCUCUAUUCCCUCCCUGGGUCUGCGAAGUACCUUGUCUCACUUUCUUAGCCAUUCCCAAAGCAGCUCACUGUUGUUUUUAUAACUGUAAUGACCCUGCUAUAAAUUCAUCACUGUAAAUCCUCUCCUUUUAUUUGCAGUGGUGGAACUAUUUAAUACAGCUGGCUGCUGCUACUGCAGGGGGGUUAGGAAAUUAAAGAACAUGUAGCUGAGACGUCUUUAUUUCUGUUCAUUAUGUUGGUGUUUUACACACACACACACACACACACACACACAUUUCUAAAUCUGAUUCAUACUUGUAAAUUCUAAUGCGAAGUAGAGAAGGAAAUGCCAACAAUAUAGGGAGAUGUAGAAAUGGUUUCACAUGGUGGGUUGAAUCUGAAACUGAUGGUAGGAGGUGUGUUGAUUUUAAGGGGUUUGGAUGUAUGAUUGAUUGACUUAAUUUUCAAGUAGCUUGGACUACUGCAAUGUGUUCUACGUGGGGCUACCUUUGAAGGUGACCUGGAAACUACAACUAAUCCAGAAUGCGGCAGCUAGACUGGUGACUGGGAGCGGCCGCCAAGACCACAUAACACCAGUCUUGAAAGACCUACAUUGGCUCCCAGUACGUUUCUGAGCACAGUGGUUGGUGCUGACCUUUAAAGCCCUAAACGGCCUUGGCCUUGGCCCAGUAUACCUGAAGGAGUAUCUCCACCCCCAUCGCUCAGCCCGGACACUGAGGUCCAGCACCGAGGGCCUUCUGGCGGUUCCCUCAUUGUGAGAGGCAAAGCUACAGGGAACCAAGCAGAGGGCCUUCUCGGUAGUGGCGCCCACCCUGUGGAAUGCCCUCCCAUCACAUGUAAAAGAGAUAAACAACUACCUGACAUUCAUAAGACAUCUGAAGGCAGCCUUCUUCAGGGAAGUUUUUAAUGUGUGACAUUUUAGUGUAUUUUUGGUCUUUGUUGGAAGUCACCCAGAGUGGCUGGGGUACAAAUAAUAAAUUAUUAUUAUUAUUAUUAUUAUUAUUAUUAUUAUUAUUAUAUCCCACUGUUCACCAAAAGAUCUCAGGGUGGUUCACAAAAUAAAAACACAAGAUAAACACACAAAACACAAAAUUAAAAACAAGAACAAAACGAACCAAUAACCCCACCCCCAGGUUGGCAUCCGUCUGUCUCAGAAGGCAAUGGAAGAGUGUGUCUUUGGGGGUGAGGUCCAGCCUGCUGGAAGGUUGCAGUUCCUGCCGUGGCUGAUGCAGUAAAGGACAUAACACAUAGGCCUUCUAUUGUUCUGGCAAGACCUGAACUGAAAGACAAAGGUCAUGGGUGACCUCAGGCUACUCACUGCCUCUGAGGCCAAAACGACCUCACAGGAUGGUUGUGGGGAUGCAAUAAGGAGGGGAGAACCAUGUACACCAUCUUGAACUCCUUGGAGAAGAGGGCGGGACACUUCUCACAUAGAGGGAACCGCCACAAGGCCCUCGGAGCUGAACUUUGAUGGCUGAAAACCUUAAAUAAAAUUGAUUUUUAAAAAGAAAACACAUUAUGGUGGUACUUUAAAGCAAGGGGAAGGAGCCAGCCCAACAGCUAAGCCAGUGCUGAGUUCACUACUGGCAUGCAAAUCUAUACAGUGGUACCUCAGGUUACAUACGCUUCAGGUUACAGACUCUGCUAGCCCAGAAAUAGUGCUUCAGAUUAAGAACUUUGCUUCAGGAUGAGAACAGAAAUUGUGUUCUGGCGGCGCAGCGGCAGCAGGAGGCCCCAUUAGCUAAAGUGGUACCUCAGGUUAAGAACAGUUUCAGGUUAAGUACGGACCUCCGGAACAAAUUAAGUACUUAACAUGAGGUACCACUGUACAGCAAACUGGGAAACUGGGAGGAAGACAGUCUGAAAGAUUCCCUAAAAAUCGUUUCUUCAUAUUACAUCUGUCUUUGCCCUAGUACGGCUCAAUUUUUAUGAUGCGGCGAUGGUUUUGCAAAGAGUCGUCGAGAAAGAGCACCCUUCCCUGGGCCUGUGGAGUCAGGCUAUGAGGCCACCACGGAUAGUCUGAAUUUUCGGUUCAAAAUGCCCCUGACUCCCAAGGAAACAAAAUAAAUGGGCAGGAAACCUAUUUCAGAUGUACUGCACUGUGCUGUGUCUGAAAGGGAAAGGAAACUUAUUACUCACAGAUGUACUUCAGCAAACUUAGGGAUGAAGCCAUGAAGGGCCCCUUAGUAUUUUCUUUGGCCUCUGCACAAACUGUUGACAUCAUUUUAGUAUUCACCAUUCAUCUACUGCUCUUUGGGGCUUAAGGCUGCGUGCAAGCUGCAUUCAGAGCCCGGGGAAGGUCUGGUCAAUAGCUUGGGGGAUUUUUCAGGGAACUUACGCAUCUCUCUCUCCCCGCAACCCCGUUCUUUUAUCUGAUUCUCAGAUAAAAAUGGGACUAGCAACUGAUUUGCCAAGCAGCCAUGAUGGUGAAAUGCAGUUCCUGCAGCCUUCAGCACUCCCACCAGCAAAACACAAGAAUAACUCAGCAACCCAAGCAGCCAACUCCACAGCAGCCCUCAGAUUUCUUCAGCCAUGCGCCAGCCACAGGUUUUGCACAGUGAUGGCUACCCCCCCCCUCAAAAAAGGUGAUUGCCAUUCAAAUGGUGUGCAUGCACUGUGUCAUGUGAUUGAUUAUGAGGGGCAGGACUUACCUGCCCCCCCUCCCCCAAAAUUUGAUUAAAGUUGGCACCCCCGCCAUUCCAAAUCUCUUUUGUUCUCUCACCUUUCUUUGGCUAAUACUUUGGAGGGCGACACCUUUUUCAUCAUAAUAACAACGCCAAGUAUUGUGAUGAAAUAUAAUCUUCUAGAAGUGUGUUGCAGUUGAGGCGAUGAGGAGAACUAGUACAAGCUGUGGUACAUGACAAUUUUUGAAAUAUAUAGCUAAAGCAGGAAUUAUAUGUUGUGCAUCUGUCUGUGGGUGUGAGAGAGAGAAAGAUAAUAAUAAUAAUAAUAAUAAUAAUAAUAAUAAUAAUAAUAUUUCUACCCUGCCCAUCUGGAUGGGUUUCCCCAGCCACACUCGGCAGCUUCCAACAACAGAUUAAAAAUACAUUAAAACAUCAGUCAUUAAAAACUUCCCUAAACAGGGCUGCCUUCAGAUGAUUUUUAUUGAUUUGGGGGGGUGGGGGCAGCUACCCCUCCCUGCCCCCCCUUGGCCUUGCCCAUGUAUAGGGCUACCUUCAGAUGUCUUCCAAAAGUCAGUUGUUUAUUUCCUUGACAUCUGAUGGGAGGGCGUUCCACAGGGCAGGUGCCACCACUGAGAAGGCCCUCUGCCUGGUUCCCUGUAACCUCACUUCUCACAGUGAGGGAACUGCCAGAAGGCCCUCGGCGCUGGACAAUCAAGGAAAAUCAAGCAAUUUCCCAAAAGCCCCAUAAGGCACAUGCCUUCAUCCAAAGUAGCUUUCAUUGUAUGCUGUUGAAUCAAAUUAGUCACGCUUAGAAAGAACUCCGGUCUCUUCUGGACAUUCUUCCUCGGCACUAACCCUUGAGCACCUCUUCCUACCUCUAGACUUCCCACCCAGCCAGGUGCCUGUUUCUGAGUAUUCUUCUGAGAAGCCCCCUUUAUACCGAUAGAUAAAUGGUGUGUGUUUGCCUUAAUUACAGUAACAUGUUGUCCUUUUCAUUUAUGUUGGCGCAAUCCGCUUUUGACAUUGUGUCAUAAAAGUUUAUGUGCUGUGUUCUCUCGGCUCCUUACUAAUAUCCCAGCCGCUCUCCCUGGCUAUCCGAAAUCAAUACCGUUGCUCCUCUCUCUUGAUACACACACGUGCACAGGCAUAAGAGCAAUGAACGGGGCCGCAAUAUGCAUGCAGGCAAUUUGCAGGGCUGACAAACGACUCUCCUGAGGGGUGGGGGGUAAGGCAGGACAAUGAGGAUCACAGUUGUCAUAUCCGAGGUACCCAGGUACCUCUUGUCACAUCUAAAAAUUGGGUUCAGUUUCUGUGUCUUUCUGUCAAUGGGUAGCAAAACGCAGGGGGGGGGGUACGAAGAGGAGCCAGGAAAGAGAAGCAUGUAAAUUAGGGACCCCUUGCAAUCAAUUUUUACUUGCAGCUGGUGGAUUGUAAUCAAUGUUAAUUAACCAGGCUCCUUUUCAGAACAGGCCAGAUCAGGAGAGCAACUGCAUAUAUUCUUGUCUGUGACAACAGGCUCUACGAGUUUUCAGGAAGCGAGAGAGUGAUGGGUCUGUGAGUAGCAAGAGAAAACAAGAUUAAGAGAGAGAUAGAAAAUGGAGGUUUCCUGAAGCACUUCAUAGUGGUGAUAGCUUUAGAAUUAUGUAGUCUGAGAGGCAGUAGCCUAAGGUAGCAUAUAGCCAAAUUCUAUUAAUUCAGUGGGACUUACUCCCAAGUAAGCGUGCACAGGACAGUAGACCUAGUAGUCAUUUUGUUCAUCUCUUUUAUGACAUGAGGGAUGCAGGUGGUGCUGUGGGUUAAACCACAGAGCCUAGGACUUGCCAAUCAGAAGGUCGGCGGUUUGAAUCCCCGCGACGAGGUGAGCUCCCGUUGUUCGGUCCCUGCUCCUGCCAACCUAGCAGUUCGAAAGCCAAGCCAGCACGAGUAGAUAAAUAGGUACCGCUCCGGCGGGAAGGUAAACAGCGUUUCCGUGUGCUGCUCUGGUUCGCCAGAAGCGGCUUAGUCAUGCUGGCCACAUGACCCGGAAGCUGUACGCCGGCUCCCUCGGCCAAUAAAGCGAGAUGAGGGCUGCAACCCUAGAGUCAGUCACGACUGGACCUAAUGGUCAGGGGUCCCUUUACCUUUACCUUUAUAACAUGAACGUUUACAAUCUCGAUCCAGAUACAUUGGGAAUGGUUCUUUUGCAACUGCUACCAAACUCUGAAUUGCAUGUACAUAUGAAAACUGAACCAUUCAUUCCACACACCCCAGAAGAUAUCACCUGCAGAUGGCAGAAGGCUGCAUCAGAAAGCCCGAUUGGCCUUUCAGAACAGGAGACUUCCUGUCCACAAAGACAAAACUGGUUUUUUAAAACCCACAGGACAUGAUAGUGGGGAGGAAAUGCCACUCACAAGAUUUAUAUACCCUCCUUUAUGCAAAUCUCCCUGCUCUAUUUAUUGUUGCAUUCAGUGACUAAAGCUGUUUUUCCAGGCUCUUUUGAUGACAAUCAGAACUGAGGCUGAACUCAGGAAUGAAAUAAAUAGAGCAACGCAAACUAUAUUUUUUUCAUAUCUUGAAAAAGAACUUGAAAUGAGAUACAUGACCAGAAUGUGGGUUGUCAUUCACAAUGACUGUCUUUCCUUAUUCUUAGCGUAUGGUCCCCCUGAGUAAAAACUGUACCGCCAGUAUCUGCCUAGAGAAUUUGCAGUCAUUGGAAGCCACCGAGAAAGUAGAACGUGACUCUUGCAA